Molecule: messenger RNA, 1885 nt
Organism: Periconia digitata
Lineage: Eukaryota; Fungi; Ascomycota; Dothideomycetes; Pleosporales; Periconiaceae
Source: the annotation of a GenBank genome assembly
UACCUCAACCUCGCGACAACCCUGCGGCACACUUUCCAGCGCAUCAAACCCUCGACAUACCCCAUUCAACCAAUUUCCAUCAUAUUGGGAAACGAUAUUUCUGUUCUUCUGCUUUCUUUCGAGAUUUAUGACCGAUUGACACCUCUGAACACCCGACGUCAUUCGCCACUCUCUUGCUGCGCCGGCAAUCAAACAGCAAACACAAUGUUCGGCGACGGAAUAAUGGUGUUUGCCCACAGCGGGCUACACCUCUCACAAUCAAUACAUACACAAUGUAUCAAGCAAUCAACCCAAAGCAGUCCAAACCCAAGUCCAUCACCCAAAAAUAUCCAUAAACUCAUCAUAUCUUCCAUGAACUCCAUAUCAGUCCCAGCAUCGCCCAAAAAGCACCGCAAGUAUGUAAUGAUAACGGAUUUCGGCGACGCUGGAGGGCACAACAACAAAGGCAUAUCGCUAGUGCGCAACACAAAAACCGGCGAGAAACUAAUCCGAAAGAGGGUGCUUGCUCAGAAAAGCAAGGACGAAUUGACUGUUUGCCAAAGGUUGAAUGGAUUCGAAUAUAUCGUGCAGCUGCGAGACCACAUUCUGCCGUCAAAAUCUCAAGCCGAUCCGUCGUCGGGCGAAAGCACAGCCCUUCGCGAGCUCUACUUCGAGCACUGUGAUCUUGGUAGUCUAAAUGAUCUUCUAAAGCGGCAUGAAAUUGCGCAACAACGAAUACCCGAAUCUUUCGUCUGGCACGUCCUCGUGUCAAUAGGGAGGGCGUUGCAGGCGUGUCACGCGGGUCCUGCCCCGAAAGGCCGGAAGUGGAUACCCAUUGCACACAGAGAUGUCAUGGCUGGCAACAUUCUAUUUUCUUCCUCUUCCCCCGGCUUCGACAUGAGCACGCCCCCUCGAGUCCUUCUCUCCGAUUUCGGCGCUUCCAUCGAGUACCAAUCGCCAGAUCCGAUUAUGCAGAGGAAAGACAUCAGCGACCUUGCAGAAACAAUCUAUGGCAUGUGUUAUUGCGCUUGGGAUGUUGAGACUGCGCAGUUGGGGUACUCGGCCGAGCUCCAAGGCGUACUCGCGGUGAUGGACGUGUAUUGGGAAGACACUCCCGAGCACGCGGCAGAAUUCAAUUCCGGAUUCGUCUCUUGGGUGGAAGAGGAGAGGAACCAGGCGACUUUGGCAGAGUUCGGGGGGCAGCUUGUUUGGAGCUCAUAAAAACAGGCGUUUUGCCGUAGGGAGGACUUUUGCUUCUAUUUGUUCAUGUCGUUUUUAUCGUUUUAUAUCCUCGGUAUCUAGUCGCGUACGCCCGCGGUCCCGGUUAUGCAAAAGGAAAGGAAAUAAUUAAUAACUGCCCCUCUUUGAAUGUUUUGAGGAUUUAACAAUAUGUUUAACGUAUGUGUUUAAAAUGUGAUAUAUAACCUAUAAUCUAACAGACCUAUGCUCAACUGUGCUAGCGUGGGAGUGUUUGCUGUUGUUAUGAAUGGUAGUUUCCACUAAUACGAACAGUGAAAAGUGAUCUAGAACAUUCUUAUGUUAGAACUGUUACUUCUUCGCCUUUUCUAUAUACCUCUGCUACUUGUUAAAGGCACUGUAUAGCACUAUAGACUUCCCUAGAUACUGUGCGGGGCUGCUAACUAUGCAUACAUCCUAUAGACUGUUAGCGCUAAGCUAUGCUUUUAAGAGAACGAUUCUUGAGUAGGGUUAUAACCAGCAAGCUCUCUUGGUUACAGUUGCAGAAUUGAUGCGGGUAUUUACGAAUGACGCCUUCGACGCGCGAGUGAUUAUCGUGCAGGAGCGGAGAAGUAUCAUUAGGUCGCCGACUACUAUAGCCAAUGUCGGCCGGGCUCGCUUAUUAUUUCUAGCUUCUUCUACACGACGCAAGCCACCGCUUUUACCUUCG